GCGGCAGGCUAAAGGGCCAUUCAGCAACAUCUAGGAGCGUCCACGUCGGACAGAGGAGGAUGAAGGGAACCCAAACGGCUCUGUGUGUUGUUGUUAGUUUAGUCGACAGAAGGGUAACAGGAGCAAUGGCGGUUACAGCUGUCGGCGUAUAGACGGGACUUUUGGGUUUGGAGCGGUCGGACUGCGGACAGACACACGUGCGCUGGGUGAAGACGGAGAGCUCUCAGGAUGGCAGGAGUGUUCGACAUAGACUUGGAGAAUGAGGACAUCAGCGACACAGAGGAUGACGUCUGUGACUUCACUGUGACGGAACCAGAGACUGUGCAGACAGAGGAGGUGGAGCUGACCAGUGAGAGUGUCAACAGAGACAGCGAGAGAGUUGGACCGGACUGUUUUGAGCUUCUUACGGUGCUGGGAAAAGGAGCCUAUGGCAAGGUUUUCCAGGUGAGGAAGGUCCAAGGUGCUCAGAUGGGAAACAUAUUUGCCAUGAAGGUUCUGAAAAAGGCGAAGAUAGUUUGUAAUGCCAAAGACACGGCCCAUACUCGAGCAGAGCGGGAGAUCCUGGAGACGGUGAGACACCCAUUCAUCGUGGAUCUUCUGUACGCCUUCCAGACAGGGGGAAAGCUCUACCUCAUACUGGAGUGUCUGAGUGGAGGGGAACUGUUCAUGCAGCUAGAGAAGGAAGGCAUCUUCAUGGAGGACACUGCUUGUUUCUAUCUAGGAGAGAUCACAUUGGCUCUCGGUCACCUCCACUCUAACGGGAUUAUCUACAGAGACCUCAAGCCUGAAAACAUCAUGCUUAAUCACCAAGGACACAUCAAGCUGACCGACUUUGGCCUCUGUAAGGAAUCCAUUCAUGAUGGAAGUGUUACACACACCUUCUGCGGCACCAUAGAGUACAUGGCUCCAGAGAUCCUGACCAGGAUGGGUCACAACAGAGCAGUAGACUGGUGGAGCCUCGGGGCCCUGAUGUAUGACAUGAUGACCGGAUCACCUCCAUUCACAGCUGAAAACAGGAAGAAGACCAUUGAUAAGAUCUUGAAGUGUAAAAUCAAUCUGCCGCCAUACCUGACCAUCGAUGCCAAGGACCUCAUCAAGAAGCUCUUAAAGAAGAACCCAGCCCAAAGACUCGGCUCCAGUAAAACCGACUGUGCUGAUAUCCAGAAACAUCCGUUCUUCAGGCACAUCGACUGGACUGAGCUGCUGAACAAGACGGUGGAGCCGCCAUACAAGCCACAGCUGCAGUCGGACGAGGACGUGAGCCAGUUCGACACCCACUUCACAAGACAGACGCCGGUGGACAGUCCAGACGACACCACGCUGAGCCACAGCGCCGAGCUCGCCUUCGCUGGUUUCACCUACGUGGCUCCAUCAGUCCUAGAGAGUCUAAAAGAAGGCUUCUCAUUCGAGCCCCGAACACGAGCUGUACGCCGACACAACAGCAGCCCCCACACACCCAUCAGUCCUCUGAGCUUUUCCUCAGCGGGAGCUUUCAAGUCUCGCGGCGAUGGAGAGUCGUACCCCUUUCCCACCGCUCCACCGGCGGCUCCGGUUGCUGCCUCCCUGGAGAAUGGAGCUGCCAGUCAGCCAAUCAGGACGCCCGCGAGGAACAAGAAGCAGAACGGACAUCGGAGAUGAGGAGGACAUCUGUGAAGACCUCAGUCCGAUUGACAUUUUUCAGAGUAUAUAGUAAGUGUCGAGGCACUGAGUUAAAGUGUUUUGCUGGCAUCAGGCUUUUCUUUGAGGUGGUUUAAUUUAGAGGUGGCUGAAAAGCCUAAAUGAAAAGUGGAAAGCUCUCCAUUUUCCUUUCUUUCCCAAUCAGCUUUCAAAAGGAAUCCAGUAGUCUGGGGCCUGUUUGCCACUUACCUACAGGUAAAUCCCUCUACACGGAUCCACUGGAUCCACGUGGAAUUAUCAUGCUUUUCUUUAAUUUGUCUCAGAUGGUCACUUUAUUGCAUAAAACUUCCAUUUACAGUUUCCAUAUGUCUGCACGGAUAUAUGGGAAACGAUGACUUUAAAUCAAUAUUUUAUACAAGAAGCACUGGAAAGAGGGAAACUCUUCUUCACUGAUUCCAUCGUGAGGAGUUCUCAAUCCGCUCAACGAUGGAUUGAUCGUAACAGUGUUUCGUUUUGUAUGUACAUGCUAUCUCAUUUACAGUAAAGGGAAACUGAUAUAAAGCUUUUUGGUUUUUAAUUAGUUAAUCAGCGCCUAAUAUGUUUACCAAAGUCUCUCUCAAUAGGUUGGCGAUCAGUUAGAGAACUAAUGAAGGAUCACUUGAUUUACGUCCAAUGAAAAUGAGCCAAAGGUCAUCGAGGCUUCAAGUAGUAAGAUGUAUUCAUGGCUUGGAGUGGGACUAACGGAAUCUACAGAAUUAAGUGCUACAUCGCACACGGAAGGUUAUGUAUUCAUAAGUGUCAUAUUUGAUCUUCAGCAAACAUUUGUGUGUGCGUGUAAAUAUAGGAACGUUUUUUAUGACGACUGCCAAAGCGUUGAACACAUCCUGUCAUAUUGUACAGCCACACCAGUCCCACUAUGAUGGAGUGCACUGGACAUGGAGAGAUGCACUGUGUUUAUUCAUUUGGGCUGGUGAGGUUGUGUUCCUGUAUAGUAAUUAAAAUGUGUUAAUAUCAACACAUAACUCCGUAUAAGUAUUAUCAUGUUCAGUCAAAGCAGGCAGGUAAAAGCUGUGCUCUUGGAAAGCAAUUUAUGUUGGAUAAAAAGUAUUUUGGGUUAUCGAACAAACUUAUUUUUACAAAUAGAAUGUCAAAUAAUCUCAAUUAAUAUUAUUAUUAUUAAUAAUAAAAGAAGAAAAAAUGCUGAAUUGUAGUUCCUUCUGAACUUCAUUCCUGUGUGCGUUCUGCCUGACGCGCCCAUGAGGGCCGAUGCUGGGUGACGUCGCUGCGGACCACGCAAACAGGAACUCAGCACUUCUAUGGAUCAUGGAUAGGUUAUGAGGUCUGUUUGAUGCCAAAAAUCUUUCAACUUUUUAUUUUUCUUAGACCAAAUGACUCGUAGAUUGAAGUAAAUUGAGUCUCUUGUUCCAGGAUCAGAAUAAUUUAAAGGACCAGUCUGUAGGAUUUUAGUGAUCGUAAACUUGAGUUUUACUUUAUUUUUUAAUACCCCACCUGACGACAAAUUACGAGAACCCGACCUGCAAACCACCUGUUUUAUGCAUUAUAGUAGCACAGUUGUCAGACGCUCCCCCCCUCAUUCAUAUAUAUAUACAGGACUGUCUCAGAAAAUUAGAAUAUUGUGAUAAAGUUCUUUAUUUUCUGUAAUGCAAUUAAAAAAUUAUUAAAUAUUAAAAGAAUAAAAGGCUUGCAAUAUUUCAGUUGAUUUGUAAUGAAUCCAGAAUGCAUGACAUUUUAGUUUUUUUAAUUGCAUUACAGAAAAUAAAGAACUUUAUCACAAUAUUCUAAUUUUCUGAGACAGUCCUGUAUAUCAGACAGUAAAUGCGGAAAAAACUGAUUUAGGCAAAACAACAUUCUGAAAUAAAGUGCUUUAGGUGUCUCCCAGUUUCAUGGUGAUAUAUUUGAUCUGCAUGUAUUAUUGAUUAUUUUAUCAUUUUGAUUUAUUUAGUAUUGAACACAUUGGGUUUCCAUAUAAUCCACCUACCAGAGGGAGUUUCCCGUUUGCAGCAGUGGACGUCGUCCUCAUUAGCUCUGUUCACAACACACUGACCUGUGAACGGUCUGUCACUACCGUGUGAAUAAUACUCUGUACACUGCCAUUUGUUUCUGUAAUGACAUUGUUAAUAAUACAUGAUUUGAAAUGCAAGAUAAGGAAGCUGGGCUGUUUUAUUUUGUCUUUACGCCACGUUGCCACACACUGCAGUCGGACAUCUGGAACCACUGUUAAACUGUUCAGUUUAGUGUAUUUAUUUACAUUAAUAAUUAUAAGCUGAUGUAUAUAACGCUGUGAAAAGGACUCAACAUCGCCAGAGUUAAUGAAAGUCUUACGAGUCCAUGUUUAAGAUAUUUUCUUUAUUUGUCACAUUUGAUAACUGAUUAAUAUGAAGAAUAAACAACCAUAACUUGCUAAA
Pseudoliparis swirei is the source of this 4043-nucleotide messenger RNA. Its product is annotated as ribosomal protein S6 kinase beta-2-like. The transcript has 16 exons. The record is from RefSeq and is a predicted model, not a curated record. NCBI's taxonomy places the organism in Eukaryota, Metazoa, Chordata, Actinopteri, Perciformes, Liparidae. Bases 229 to 1638 code for a protein of 469 amino acids. Gene Ontology annotation, molecular function: protein serine/threonine kinase activity; ATP binding. Gene Ontology annotation, biological process: signal transduction; protein phosphorylation.